Molecule: messenger RNA, 3479 nt
Organism: Prorocentrum cordatum
Lineage: Eukaryota; Dinophyceae; Prorocentrales; Prorocentraceae
Source: the annotation of a GenBank genome assembly
GGUAAGGUAACCGUAGCCAUUUUGGCUCAAGCCAGUCUGGCUCCAGAGGCUCGAGCGUUUUCUCUGGCCUGGGUCGGGCAGCCAGCCCGCGCCACCGCUCGCAUGCCAGGCCAGCCGCUGCGCUCCGAGAGGCCAGCAUGACCUGCCGCCGCCGCGACCGCCGCGGCGCGGCCGCGGCAACGCUUUGCGCAGCCCUGGGGGCCACGUGGCGCGGGCAUCUGGCCCCAGCGGCCUUCGCCGGGCCGGCCGCGGCGCCCACCCCGGUGCGCGGGGCGCCGCUGCGGGAUACGGCCGCCAGCCCCGGCCGCGAAGCGCCGGCUCCUGCAGCUGGACACCCCAGUAGCGUGGAGCGCCAGAUCGGCGUCAAGCACAUAUUUUGGGACAAAGGCAGUGCGGCGUGGCGCAUUAAGUAUCAAAUACAGAACGGCCCAGAUCGAGGUUGCAUCAAACAGACACGGUUCCGCCCGAAGGACGAGUCGCCGGAGCAGGUGGAGCAGGCGCGGCUCGCCGCCGUCGAGGCGCUGCGGCGGCUGGAGGACGAGGACCGGCUCGGGCGGAUCCGCUCAGGUCGGCACAGUGCGGAGCGCCAGAGCGGCGUCAAGCACAUACAUUGGGACAAAUGCAGUGCAGUGUGGCGCAUUCAGUAUACGAUACAGAACGGCCCAGAUCAAGGUCGCAGAAAGCGGCCCGUGUUCCGACCGAAGGACGAUUCGCCGGAGGAGGUGGAGCAGGCGCGGCUCGCCGCCGUCGAGGCGUUGCUGCGGCUGGAGGAGGAGGACCAGCUCGGGCAGGCCCGCGCUGGCAGCUACAGCCCCGCAGAGCGCCAGAGCGGCGUCAAGCACAUACGCUGGGACAACCGCAAGACGGCGUGGCGCAUUAAGUAUACGAUGCAGAACGGCCCAGAUCAAGGUCGCAGAAAGCAGCCCGUGUUCCACCCGUAUGACGAGUCGCCAGAGGAGGUGGAGCGGGCGCGGCUCGCCGCCGUCGAGGCGUUGCGGCGGCUGGAGGAGGAGGACCGGGUCGGUCGGAUCAGCUCGGGCCGGCACAGUGCGGUGCGCCAGAGCGGCGUCAAGCACAUAUUGUGGGACAAAGGCAGUGCAGUGUGGCGCAUUCAGUAUACGAUGCAGAACGGCCCAGAUCAAGGUCGCAGAAAGCGGCCCCUGUUCCGACCGAAGGACGAUUCGCCGGAGGAGGUGGAGCAGGCGCGGCUCGCCGCCGUCGAGGCGUUGCUGCGGCUGGAGGAGGAGGACCGGGUCGGUCGGAUCAGCUCGGGCCAGCACAGUGCAGUGCGCCAGAGCGGCGUCAAGCACAUAUUGUGGGACAAAUGCAGUGCGGCGUGGCGCAUUCGGUAUACGAUGCAGAACGGCCCGGAUCAAGGUCGCAGAAAGCAGCCCGCGUUCCGCCCGAGACGAGUCGCCGGAGCAGGUGGAGCAGGCGCGGCUCGCCGCCGUCGAGGCGCUGCGGCGGCUGGAGGACGAGGACCGGCUCGGGCGGAUCCGCUCAGGUCGGCACAGUGCGGAGCGCCAGAGCGGCGUCAAGCACAUACAUUGGGACAAAUGCAGUGCAGUGUGGCGCAUUCAGUAUACGAUACAGAACGGCCCAGAUCAAGGUCGCAGAAAGCGGCCCGUGUUCCGACCGAAGGACGAUUCGCCGGAGGAGGUGGAGCAGGCGCGGCUCGCCGCCGUCGAGGCGCUGCGGCGGCUGGAGGACGAGGACCGGCUCGGGCGGAUCCGCUCAGGUCGGCACAGUGCGGAGCGCCAGAGCGGCGUCAAGCACAUACAUUGGGACAAAUGCAGUGCAGUGUGGCGCAUUCAGUAUACGAUACAGAACGGCCCAGAUCAAGGUCGCGGAAAGCGGCUCGUGUUCCGACCGAAGGACGAUUCGCCGGAGGAGGUGGAGCAGGCGCGGCUCGCCGCCGUCGAGGCGUUGCUGCGGCUGGAGGAGGAGGACCAGCUCGGGCAGGCCCGCGCUGGCAGCUACAGCCCCACAGAGCGCCAGAGCGGCGUCAAGCACAUACGCUGGGACAACCGCAAGACGGCGUGGCGCAUUAAGUACACGAUACAGAACGGCCCAGAUCAAGGACGCAGAAAGCAGCCCGUGUUCCACCCGUAUGACGAUUCGCCAGAGGAGGUGGAGCGGGCGCGGCUCGCCGCCGUCGAGGCGUUGCGGCGGCUGGAGGAGGAGGACCGGGUCGGUCGGAUCAGCUCGGGCCGGCACCGUGCGGAGCGCCAGAGCGGCGUCAAGCACAUACUUUGGGACAAAGGCGGUGCGUUGCGGCGGCUGGAGGAGGAGGACCGGGUCGGUCGGAUCAGCUCGGGCCGGCACCGUGCGGAGCGCCAGAGCGGCGUCAAGCACAUAAGCUGGGACAAAUGCAAUGCGGUGUGGCGCAUUCGGUAUACGAUGCAGAGCGGCCCGGAUCAAGGUCGCAGAAAGCGGCCCGUGUUCCGACCGAAGGACGAGUCGCCGGAGGAGGUGGAGCAGGCGCGGCUCGCCGCAGUCGAGGCGCUGCGGCGGCUGGAGGACGAGGACCAGCUCGGGCAGGCCCGCGCUGGUCGGCACAGUGCGGAGCGCCAGAGCGCGCUGCGGAGGCUCCAGGAGGAGGACCGCGCGCUCGAGCGCAGCGGCUCGGGCCGACGGAGCGCGGGGCGCCAGAGCGGCGUCCAGCACGGGAGCUCCAAGACGACGAGCGGCGCAGACAGAGGCACCGGGAAGCAGCCCGCGUGCCGCCCGCAGGACGAGUCGCCGGAGGAGGCGGAGCGGGCGCCGCUCGCCGCCGCCGAGGCGCUGCGGGGGCUCCGGGAGGUGGACGGCGCCCUCGAGGCGAGCGCCUCGGGCGGGCCCUGUGCCGGCCGCGGCCGCAGGGAGGUGCCGCUUCUCGACGGGCUGUUCCUGGUCGUCGGAGAGGCGGUUUGACGCGGUGUGCGGGGUCCUGAAGGUCACCUGUCGGUCGCCUGCGGUCGGGCGAUUCUUCUUGGCGGAGGUCUUGCUGUUGCGUGCCGACUGGGCCCGCAACCCGCAGCAACUGCACGCGCCGUUCUGAAGCUUGCAGUUGCCAGCCCUGGUCAAAAAGAAUAGUGGUAAGGCAACCUAAGUGCACGCACUGUUCCGGGAGAAGCAGGAAGAGGCUUACCCAUCCGUUGUUCAGAUCAGCGGAAAGCCGUGCGGCAUCAGGUGCCCCAAGGUAGCUCGACUGGCCGUUUGUCGACAUCGUCCUGGCCAGAUUCUCUGAAUAUUUUCCCUCCUUCCCCUCUCCUCCUCCAUCCUUCUUCCCUCCCCCUUCUCCUUCGCUUAUUCCCACAGGGCCCGUCGCGGGUCACUGUUGCUCGCGCCGGGCACGUUGUCAGGCGCGCGGCCGUCCUCAGGGGCCCGCCGCUUGGGGCUGCUAGCUUUGUGAACUCGCUGCCGCUGCGUGGGAGUCGGCGAAUUCCAGCGACUUCUCCUCUCCCUACCCCUCCCUCCUCCAACCCCCCCUCCCUCUC